AAGGGGGAAGGCGAUGAUCUUCUACAGAGGGCUCGAAGGGGCGCAAUCGCAGCACGAUGGGGUGUCGCAUGUCUCUCUUCCUCCUCCAUUUCGCCGUCGCUGCGGUUGCGUGUGUCUCUGCCGUGGUGUUUUCUUUCAUUGCGCUUGGCGAGUGCGGAGGUGGUAAAGGAAACGCUUCUGCUGCGUCAAUUUCUCAGCGAAAGUUGUUUGCGUCUUGUGCUAACAGAAGGGGAACGAUUCGCUCUUGCAACAUUUGGAUCGGCGACGGUGAUGGGUCAGUACGAUCUUAUUGCAAAUCUUGGGUCCAUCAUGGCCCGCCUUGUUUUUCGCGUGUGGGAGAACGCCUGCUUUGUGAAGUGGAGCCGUGACGCUGCGGGGGGUAAGCCGGAGGAGGCCAUCAACCUUCUUUUUACCAUGCUGCGGGUUGCAUCGUAUUUUGGUGCGGCAGUUGUGCUGUUGGCGCCACCAGUUGCGGAGGGGUUUCUUCUGAGACUGUUUUCCAGCCGUUGGGCCUCCCCGGUGAUGGUGCAGGCGCUGCAGUUGUACUGUUACUUGUUGCCGCUCCUGGCAUGGUUUGGACUGCUGGACGCAUUUGUGCGUGCGACGGCAUCGGCAUCCAUGCUGCAGCUUACGCAGCGUGUGAUGUUGGCUCAGGCUGCGGUGUAUGGUGUUGCAUGUUACGUGGUGCUGCACCUGCGCUGGUUGGUUGUUGAACCGGUGCCGGGCCUAAUCGUAGUGAAUAUCAUUAGUAUGGCGCUGCGCUGCGUGACAUGUGUCUGCCUGCUGCUUGCGGGGCCCGCCAUGACGACACCGCGGAAGGGUCACGAUUCUUCUCAGCCACUUUUGCGGCUGGGCGCAUUUAAGGCCGUUUUCAACCGACGGAUUGUGCUGGCGUGGGCGGCUCUCUUCGUGUGCACCCGGUGCACCCCAUGGGGGUCUCUCUCCGCGUUUACUGCGGCCCCUCUCUUUGCGUGGGCCGUUGUGAAGUGGGACACAGAGCUCCGCCAAGUGGCAUGGAACGCACUGCGUCGCUGA
Trypanosoma cruzi is the source of this 1035-nucleotide messenger RNA. RefSeq lists its product as uncharacterized. Gene Ontology annotation, biological process: glycolipid translocation; dolichol-linked oligosaccharide biosynthetic process. The record is from RefSeq and is a predicted model, not a curated record. The transcript has a single exon. The annotation marks the transcript as partial. Gene Ontology annotation, cellular component: endoplasmic reticulum membrane. NCBI's taxonomy places the organism in Eukaryota, Euglenozoa, Kinetoplastea, Trypanosomatida, Trypanosomatidae.